AUGGCGACUCCGUCCUCUACGAACAGCCAGGAACUGGCUCCCUACGUUGGCAGCCUCGAUACAUAUGAGUUCCCCGUACAUCGUCUGAAGCGAGUGAUGGACGAUCCAAGCAAGACACCUUUGGUAUUAGUCGCAGCUGGAAGUUUCAGUCCUCCAACCUAUCUACAUCUUCGAAUGCAAGAGAUGGCCGCAGAUUAUGCGAAAUUCAGUACAAACUUCGAGCUACUAGGAGGAUACCUCUCACCCGUGUCAGACGCAUAUAGGAAAGCAGGUUUGGCCAAUGCAGAGCAUCGUCUCGCCAUGUGUCAACUCGCUGUCGAUGAAUCCUCCGAUUGGUUAAUGAUUGAUCCCUGGGAGGCAUUGCACAAGGAAUAUCAGCCAACUGCCGUUGUCCUUGAUCACAUCGACCACGAAAUAAAUGUGGUGCGGCAGGGUGUCGAUUGCGGCGACGGUACCCGAAAACAAGUUCGAGUAGCGCUUCUAGCUGGCGCUGAUUUGAUCCACACCAUGUCAACGCCCGGAGUCUGGAGCGAUAAAGAUUUGGACCAUAUCUUAGGUCGCUACGGUGCUUUCAUCGUCGAACGAAGCGGCACUGAUAUCGAUGAAGCUUUGGCCGCAUUACAACCCUGGCGCGACAAUAUACACGUCAUCCAACAACUCAUCCAAAACGACGUAAGCAGCACCAAGAUCCGUCUGUUUUUGAGGCGUGAGAUGAGCGUUCGCUACUUGAUCCCCAUUCCUGUGAUUCGCUAUAUCGAGCAACACCGUCUUUAUGAGGAUGACGGUUCCGGUAGCACGACCUCGGUUGAUAAAGGGAAAGGCCAAGAAAAGACUGCAGUCUAG
This is a messenger RNA of Talaromyces amestolkiae, 843 nucleotides long. RefSeq lists its product as uncharacterized. NCBI's taxonomy places the organism in Eukaryota, Fungi, Ascomycota, Eurotiomycetes, Eurotiales, Trichocomaceae. Gene Ontology annotation, biological process: NAD+ biosynthetic process. The transcript has 4 exons. Gene Ontology annotation, molecular function: nicotinamide-nucleotide adenylyltransferase activity; nicotinate-nucleotide adenylyltransferase activity. Bases 1 to 843 code for a protein of 280 amino acids. The record is from RefSeq and is a predicted model, not a curated record.